Molecule: messenger RNA, 952 nt
Organism: Cyanistes caeruleus (blue tit)
Lineage: Eukaryota; Metazoa; Chordata; Aves; Passeriformes; Paridae
Product: BCL2/adenovirus E1B 19 kDa protein-interacting protein 3-like
Biological process (GO): mitochondrial outer membrane permeabilization; positive regulation of apoptotic process; defense response to virus
Cellular component (GO): endoplasmic reticulum; mitochondrial envelope; mitochondrial outer membrane
Source: RefSeq, a predicted model, not a curated record
AGGCAGGGGUGCGGGGUGUGCCGGCAGGGGCUCCGGGAUGGGAUAGGGUACAGGGGUGGGCCUGGGACAGCGCAGGGGCUGACAGUCCCCCCAGGCUCCUGGGUGGAGCUGCGGUGUGGCCCAGGCUGCCCCGAGCCCGAGCCGGCGCCUUCUCCAUUCUCCUGCCACACCGAUGUGGAGCGGAUGCUGCUGGAGGCCCAGCUGGAGACAGAGAGCAGUGACGGGGCCCUGCUCGUGCUGGGGUCCCCAGCCUGGGAUGACGAUGGAGCCAGCCAUGGGAGUGAUCAGCCAGGGGAGAGUGAGGUGCUGCCUGCCCACAGCCAGCCCCCCCCACCAGGCUGCUCCCACCCCCGGCAGUGGGAUGUGCCAGAGGAAGCCAAGUGGAGGCAGCGACGCCUGACAGCGUCCCUGGGCUGGGCCUGUACCCUCUGCCCUCGGUACCUGUCUCCAAAGGAAUUUGCCUUUGUGUGCUCCCCGCAGCCAGUGCUGUGGAGCCUGCAGGGAGGUGCAGUGGGGAGGAAGAAGAGACUUUUCAGUUCGGAGCUGCUGCUGCUCUUCAUCCCCUCACUCCUGCUCAGCCACCUGCUGACCCUGGGGCUUGGGAUCUACAUUGGGAAGCGCCUGGCAGCCUCCUCGGCCAACCCUCUGUGAGGAUCUGGGCAGGCAGCAGAAUGGGAAUGCGGGGAGAGCCCGGCCCCAGCGCAGCCUGACCGCUCCCAGGCCCCAUGUUCGUGACACGAGGCGCCCUCUCUCCGUGUCUCUCCCUCAGCCCUUGCCUCAGGAGCUGAUCCCACUCUACCCCAUAGACCAGAACCUGCUGAUGGCAGCUCCCAGCUGCAGGCAGCCUCUGCCCUCCCCAGCCCCUGGUUACAGGUCCAGGUCCCCCUGUAACAGACUGUAAAUACAACUGAGCCCACCUGAAUAAAGAGCCCUGUGCCAGCUCAGGGGCUGA